Molecule: messenger RNA, 4664 nt
Organism: Malaya genurostris
Lineage: Eukaryota; Metazoa; Arthropoda; Insecta; Diptera; Culicidae
Product: homeobox protein Hox-D3
Exons: 4
Coding region: 293-1762 (489 amino acids)
Biological process (GO): regulation of transcription by RNA polymerase II
Molecular function (GO): DNA-binding transcription factor activity, RNA polymerase II-specific; RNA polymerase II transcription regulatory region sequence-specific DNA binding
Source: RefSeq, a predicted model, not a curated record
AUUUGCCCAGAUAUCGCGUUGCGCUUUCGGAUUGAGUUCGCUCGGUUGAUCGACGGUGUAAAUUGUUAAUAUUCGAACCGAAUUCACUGUCGUCUUUGCAGCAAUGAAUGUAUCGCGAGUUCCGAAGCGCUUGCGCCGUCUAUUAAGAUAAAUCAGUGUGCCUCUAUUAAUUACAGUGUUAUUUAUUGACUUAGUGAAAAUGCAGCAGUGAUUUGCCAAAGUGAUACAAUUAAAAUUAGAGUUAAUUGAAAUUUAAUUAAAGUUGAUUGGUUUUAAUGAAAAAGUAAGGAAAAUGGAAUCAACUGCUUUUGAUGAUCAAAUAUUCAGUGAAUUCAACGACUCCCUCAGUCCGCUUAGCACCAAAGCAAUACAUGCAAGUGGGCCCAGUGGCCACAACAUACAAGUGGUGUUAGGUAUCAAUCAAUCGUCACCUGACUCUUGCACACAACGGUUACCUGAAGUGAAUAGCAUACUAGCUGCUGGAUCGCCCAGCUAUAAAAAUAUUGAUUACACCAAUCUGAAUAAAGUUGAUUACCAUCCGAAUGGAAAAGUUGACCAGCAGUACUCACCAAAUUCCAACAAAAUGGAGUACAUUAACUGUAAGCUCGAAUACUACACCCCGCUGCUCAAUGCCAAUAGUAAUCUGAAUAAAAUAGAAUUUGUUAAAACCCUAGAUUACAAUGCAAAUGGCCGCGUCGAGUAUUCACCACCGUCGAAAGCGCAAGACUAUGGGAAUGGCAAACUGGAGUAUGAAACCACCAUGACGAUUUUCCAGCAACCACCUCCGAUGAAUUCUUCCGCGCUAAAUGGUUUGAACGAUCCCAGCAAGCGAAAAGGCGACGAAGUGCACAGUGCUUCCGGAUCGUCAACUCCUACCACAACUACACCGAUUGCAAACGGUAACGGAAGUGACAGUCAAUCGAGCUCAAAUAAGAAAAAUGACAAGAAAAAAGGAGACCCCAAUGGGAUAAAAAAGAAAAAAACAAGGACCACUUUCACCGCAUAUCAGUUGGAGGAACUGGAAAGGGCCUUCGAGCGAGCACCCUAUCCUGAUGUAUUCGCGCGUGAAGAGCUGGCUCUCAAACUGAACUUAAGUGAAUCUCGUGUGCAAGUAUGGUUUCAGAACCGUCGUGCCAAAUGGAGAAAGCGCGAACCUCCUAGAAAGUCAGCCUAUAUGGGCAAUAAUAGUCCAUCAACACCAAUGAACGGCCCGAUUGGCACAACGUUCACGCAGUAUCCACAGACAACAACCGUCACUCCACCAGGCAGUGUAGAAAGUUGGCCCACUUACCAAACUCCAUACGAGUUGAGCCCCCAUUUCAAUCUAUUGUCUCCUGCUGCUAGUCCUUAUGGCUCCUUCACCACCCAGUAUGGUACUUACGUGCACGAAAGUCAAUUAUUUCCAGUGAGGCAACAUUUCGAUUACGGUAGCCCGUCUAGACCGGGAGCUGAUCCAGAGGAAUCACACCACAAAACGGAACACUAUGCAUCGUUGGAUGAUAAAUUCGAUACGCACUGUACUGUUUCUGAUGGUGUCACGAACGGAAAAUAUAUGGACGACAGCAAGUAUAUACACGCCGUCAAUAUCAUCGACGAUCCGAAGUACACUAACAACUGCCAUUUGGAGGAUCCUACGUUAAAACAGUCCCACUAUGGUGCACCUACCACGUGCCAACCAGGUGAUGAAUCGGAAUCACUUGGAAUCGUAAAAUCUGAGGACGGCGUUAGUCACAGUUAUGUGCUACCUCCUUUUUUGCGCUAAAACGAAUGAUUCUCGUACAAAUAAAAUUCACCAAAAAUCGGAUCGAACCAGAAAAAUAGAAACGAUAUGCACAUUAAUCAUCAAAACUCGGAAGAGUUGUAUCGAGCAGAAAGUCAAAAGUAGAAUAAAAUCCAUUUCGACAGAUUAAUGCUCCAAAACCAACAAUUAUUUAUCACUACUGUACAGUCAAAGUUUGUUCUAUGGAUUUCAACGAUACUUCUACGCAAUUAUUAUAAUUCCGAACGCUAUAAGUAAUGUCGAUCACAAUGGAAAGAAAACUGAAAUGGGACCGUCUGCAAAAUUUGACAAUUAGGGGCUCUUGAAUGAAUGUUUAUAGCAUCAAAUUUAGGACAUAAAUAGAGCAUCAUUCAAUUAACUUCCUUAAUCUUUCAAGGUGUAAAAGAUGCAGGUAGCGAAUGGUAUAGUUAAGAGAACUUAGAAUGUUUUUGGUAUAUUUUUAUGUCAGCAGAACCAUACGAAUCUCGUUAGGCAAUGAUCGGCUACAGAAUUUGUUGAAUAGACUGUAAGUCAAGGCUAUCUGAGUUUAAUUUGUUAAUCUAUGAGAUCAUUAACAAAUCUUCAAUAUACGCCCAGAGAAAUAAUUUCAAGGCGUGAAAACGAUUCAAAACAACGACGAGAUUGCGUUUCUUACGGCAACCAUCGUUGCUUUUAUAAGGCUGAAGCAAAAUUAAACUGGGUUGGAAAAAGGUGAACAUGGAACCUAAAGGAUAAGCAUGCGAUUGUAAAAUUUUCCACGCCAGUGGGUAACUCUUGAAGCUUUAUUUCGUACUACGCUUGUGUUAUGUGUAUCUGUUGAAUACCUACAGAGCAAUUUCAUUUUCCCAAAUCAAUCAAGCAUAUCUUGUUGUGCUGUUUGUAAGUAUGCCAAAAUUCGGGUGGAUCUGGUCGAGGAAAAUUGUCUCAAUUGUCCAGUUGGCACAGCAUCCUACUUCCAAGAAGUGCACAACAUUCACAUUGUCCGCACACAAAACAUUACGAAGUAGUUCGACGAAAGCACACAUGGCGUAAAUUUAUUACUUUUCAGACUACCCUAAGGCUGCGUUGUCGUGGAACGAAAUAACAUCAGUGAUGAUUCACUCGUACACCAGAACUUAACCCCCACCGUCUUCGGCCAGUCAGAUUAUGUGGGUGGAUGAAGUAAAGAGGAAAUAUCGCUCUGUUUUUUUUCAGUUAGGCAUCAUUUAUUUGUUUAGUAUUGAAUUUACCCGCUAGUAAACACCGAUCACUAAUGAAAACACGCAUUUACAUGAACGUAUAAAAGGAAAAUAAUAAUCGAAAUCAUUUUUACAUUCGCUCGAGUCAACUUAUGUUACUAGGCAGUGGAUAGCUGAAUAACAGAAGAAAAUGCAAAACAUUUAAAUCCGUUCACUUUGGAAUUUAAAACUGGGCUCUAAAAUUCAAACUCAGUUCAUAUUAAAAAAAAUUUGGAAGACAUUAUUCAAUAUCAUAAACCUACUAAUCGAAGCAAAUCUGUUUUGUUUAAUUUUUGUCACAGUGAACUUUAGAAUGUAUAAUAAGAUCUAUUUUAUUUCCAACUUCUAGUCGUCUGCACGCUUUGGAUUGUAAUAAAAAUUAAAAUAACAAUUUCCUGUUGAUCUAUUACGCCUUUUAUCGAAAUCUAAUUUUGUGAAGAUCGAUCCAGCCAUCUCGGGGAAAUAUUUUUUCUAACAUACACACAAGCUCAAGUAAAUGCCGUGAACUUAUUGAAAAAUAGUACGGAAUGAUUUUCGAGUUCAGAAAGUUAUGGAGACGAAAAUUUAUAUUCUUUUGUAGACUUUUUGUUAAUUCACUUAAAAACAUUUAGCCUGCUCAUUUGAUAUUUAUGUUGUAAAGGAUAAAUGCAAUUGUUUGUAUAAUUUUUUUCCGUAAGCUUGCGAACACUCUAUAAGUUUCAUAGGUCAGGUGACCAGAAACAACAAAAUCCAAAUGUCUUACCAAAGAAAACAGGAGAUAAAUUUCUUGCCUAAUAGGAUAAUUUAUAGCUGCACUGAAACGAAUGCAAGCUGUUAAAAUAUAUAUUAAGUUUAAGUUUAUUUAACGUUGUUAGUACAGUUUAAUUUACUUCUUGUGCAGUGAAAAUUACAGCGCCAGGAAUGAUUCAAUUUAGUCCAAUGUAAAUAGUUAGAUUGCGUUCUCCUAGAGCCUUGGAUGUAUCGCUGAAGUGCAUUCUCCGCCAGUGCCUUACAUCGCCUGUACUUUUCCGUCCCUCUAACUCACGUGCCCACGCUGUAGGAGUGCGAAGGGAAACGAAAUCUUGUGCAGUGCGAAGAUUCUCUCUAUUUCAACUGUGGAGACAUUUACGAAUAGUGUGUGCCAAUCACUUGUAAAAUGCCGAAAAUCAUAAAGAUAUACUAUUUGUCGCUGCUGUAUAUGGGAGUGCUGAGGAAACUUCCUUCCUAAUGCCUGUACAUAUUACCAUAUAGUAUCUAUUCCUACAUACGCGCAUGUACCAAUAAGAAAUGUAGUAUAAGCCAGAUUUUAACUCAGAUAACAGACAUUUUCCCACUGGUAUCAUCCCGCGAGCAGAAUAUCAAACAUAAGGAAUCACAUUUGCUCCGUGCGUGUACGCUAUACUGAUUUGGUUGUACUGAACUGAUAUUGCUGAACAUACCUACAUAUGCAAAUACAGCAGCAGAUUAAGGAACAUAUAUAUAUUGAAGUAGGCAGCAAAGUACAAAUCACAAGCGGAGCUUGUGGUGUGGUAAAGGACAAAUGAUAAACUUUUGUCGUUACAAAAAACUUAUAAUAUAUUUACACACAUUCUGUAAAGCAUAGAGUAUGAAUGGUAUUAGUGAAUUGUGAAAUUAUGUUAGCAAGAAAAAUAUUACUCCUAAGAUUUACAAAAUAAAGUUUAAUAAAUGAUCAUGGCUGUUAUUAAGAA